AGUAAAUCUGUCAUUUUCAAGUAAAUUUGAAGGGACUAAAAUGGGGAAAUUGAUGCCUCUGUUCCACCCACUCUCCAAGUUUUGUCGUCCGAUUUACAUCCUCCCUCUCUCUCUCUCUCUCUCUCGCUCGCUAACUAAAUAUCUAAGUGUACAGAGACACACAAAGGGACACGAAUACCGUCAAAGCUUUCAUCCGUGAGUAUGGCAGGAAAGCUUAUGAAAGCGGUUCAAUACUUUAGCUAUGGGGGAGGAGCUGCUGGUUUGAAGCAUGUUGAGGUUCCAGUUCCCACUCCAGAAAAGGAUGAGCUCUUGCUAAAAGUGGAAGCAACUAGUCUAAAUGCAGUGGAUUGGAAAAUUCAGAAAGGCAUAAUGCGGCCUUUCUUACCUCGCAAGUUCCCUUACAUACCUGGUCUGGAUGUGGCAGGAGAGGUCGUAGAGGUGGGAGCAGGGGUCAAAAGUUUCAAAGCUGGGGACAAAGUCGUAGCUACGCUUUCCUUUUCUUAUGGAGGUGGACUAGCUGAGUUUGCUGUGGCUAAGGAGAGGCUGACAGUUUCUAGGCCACCCGAAGUUUCAGCAGCUGAUGGUGCUGGCUUACCUAUAGCUGGUAUAACAGCUCUCCAGCUUCUAACCCAAUCUGCUGGGAUCAAGCUUGACAGAAGUGGCCAACAGGUAAACAUUCUAGUCACUGCCGCCUCAAGUGGUGUGGGUCACUAUGCGGUUCAGUUGGCAAAGCUUGCAAACACACAUGUAACUGCCACUUGUGGGGCCCGCAACCUUGACUUUGUCAAGCACUUAGGGGCUGAUGAGGUUCUCGACUACAAGACCCCAGAUGGGGCAGCUCUGAAGAGCCCAUCUGGUCGAAAGUACGAUUUUGUGAUCCACUGUGCAACAGGCAUUCCUUGGUCAACUUUUGAUCCCAAUCUGAGUCCAAAUGGAAAGGUCUUUGAUAUAACUCCCAGCUCUAGUGGUCUACUGACUUUUGCUCUAAAGAAAGUCACCUUCUCCAAGAAGCAGCUUUUGCCGGUAUUUUCAAAACUCAAUGCUGAGAGCCUGGAUGAUCUUGUUAAGUUAGUGAAGGAAGGUAAACUUAAGACUGCAAUUGACUCAAGGCAUUCCCUGAGCAAGGCUGAAGAUGCGUGGGCUAAGUGCGUUGAUUGCCAUGCUACUGGGAAGAUCAUUGUGGAGCCUUGAGAGUGGAUAUAAUAUCCUGAGAGUUGUUAGAUCUUAUACGUAGUUGAUAGGGUUGUGUAUCGAUAAAUAAAACCAUGUAUAUGUAGUUGAAUGGGGUGUUUGGCCUGAUAUUGUCAAACAUAAAUGUAAUGCAGAUUGCCGAGUGUUUGCAGCUGCAAUAUAGAAUACGCUGCAUUGAUUGAAA
Molecule: messenger RNA, 1375 nt
Organism: Juglans microcarpa x Juglans regia
Lineage: Eukaryota; Viridiplantae; Streptophyta; Magnoliopsida; Fagales; Juglandaceae
Product: chloroplast envelope quinone oxidoreductase homolog
Exons: 4
Coding region: 202-1191 (329 amino acids)
Molecular function (GO): oxidoreductase activity
Source: RefSeq, a predicted model, not a curated record